Messenger RNA from Lotus japonicus, 1494 nucleotides. Its product is annotated as chalcone synthase 4-like. The transcript has 2 exons. The record is from RefSeq and is a predicted model, not a curated record. Gene Ontology annotation, molecular function: acyltransferase activity, transferring groups other than amino-acyl groups. Gene Ontology annotation, biological process: polyketide biosynthetic process. NCBI's taxonomy places the organism in Eukaryota, Viridiplantae, Streptophyta, Magnoliopsida, Fabales, Fabaceae. The coding region runs from base 187 to 1356 and encodes 389 amino acids.
CCACCUUCCCAUUAUCCCAUACAUGCAUAUAAAUUCCCUUCUCCCCACUCAAGUUUCCACACCACAACCGAACAACAAGUCCAACUGCAACUAUCUGCCAAUUCAGCUCAAUUUCGAACUGCUUCUUCAUUUCCUUCCCAAAUUACUUGUCUUACAAACUUCAUUUCAGAGACAAAGAAUUUAAAGAUGGUGAGUGUAGCUGAGAUUCGCAAGGCUCAGAGGGCUGAAGGCCCUGCAACCAUCUUUGCUAUUGGCACUGCAAACCCUCCCAACUGUGUUGAUCAAAGCACUUACCCUGAUUUCUACUUCAGAGUCACCAACAGUGAACACAAAACUGAGCUCAAGGAGAAAUUUCAGCGCAUGUGUGACAAGUCUAUGAUCAAGAAGAGAUAUAUGCACUUGACUGAAGAUCUUUUGAAAGAGAACCCCAACAUGUGCGCUUAUAUGGCACCUUCUCUGGAUGCUAGGCAAGACAUGGUGGUCGUAGAGGUACCUAGACUAGGCAAAGAAGCUGCUGUCAAGGCUAUCAAAGAAUGGGGUCAGCCUAAGUCCAAGAUUACCCACUUAAUCUUUUGCACUACAAGUGGUGUGGACAUGCCCGGUGCUGAUUAUCAACUCACCAAACUCUUAGGCCUUCGCCCAUAUGUGAAAAGGUACAUGAUGUACCAACAAGGAUGCUUUGCAGGUGGUACGGUGCUUCGUUUGGCUAAGGACUUGGCUGAGAACAACAAAGGUGCUCGUGUACUCGUUGUUUGUUCUGAACUUACUGCAGUUACCUUCCGUGGCCCCAGUGACACUCACCUAGACAGCCUUGUUGGGCAAGCAUUGUUUGGAGAUGGAGCAGCCGCACUCAUUGUUGGUUCCGAUCCAGUACCAGAAGUUGAGAAGCCUUUGUUUGAGCUAGUUUGGACUGCACAGACAAUUGCUCCAGAUAGUGAAGGAGCCAUUGAUGGUCACCUUCGCGAAGUUGGAUUGACAUUUCAUCUCCUUAAAGAUGUUCCUGGGAUUGUUUCAAAAAACAUUGAGAAAGCACUAAUUGAGGCCUUCCAACCACUAGGCAUAUCUGAUUACAACUCAAUUUUUUGGAUUGCACACCCAGGUGGCCCAGCAAUUCUAGACCAAGUUGAGCAGAAGUUGAGCUUGAAACCUGAAAAGAUGAGAGCCACUAGAGAAGUGCUAAGUGAAUAUGGUAACAUGUCAAGUGCAUGUGUCCUAUUCAUCUUAGAUGAAAUGAGAAAGAAAUCAGCUCAAGAUGGACUCCAAACCACCGGUGAAGGACUUGAAUGGGGUGUGCUAUUCGGUUUCGGACCUGGACUUACCAUUGAAACUGUUGUUUUGCGUAGUGUGACUAUUUAAUAUGCUUGAUUGUUUGAUUAUUUUGUAACAACUCACAAAUUCUCUAGUUUGUGUAUCUGUGAGGAAGAAAAAAGACUCAUAUUGAGUUUGAUUAUGUAUGUUCAAAUUAAAAUAAUGAAUGGCUGAUUGCUUUUUUCA